UCCACAGGGAAACCCAACACAGGCAAGAGAAGACCCUACAGGACAGCACGGAGAUGCCACCUAAGACCAAAGAAAAAGGGAGGAAAGCUGGGGCACAGAAGAAGAAAAAGAACUCGGGUGCUGAUGUGGAGGCCGAGUCCAGGCUCAGGCUGGUGAUGCUGGAGAAGGAGCUGCUCCGAGAUCACUUGGCUCUACGCAGGGAUGAGGCACGUCGAGCUAAGGCUUCUGAGGACCAGCUGAGGCGGCAGUUGCGUGGGUUGGAGGCUGACCUGGAAGGGGCCCGGAGUGAAGGGAAGGCCAUAUAUGCAGAGAUGAGUCACCAGUGCCGGGCCCUGCAGGAGGAGAUGGAGACCCGCAGCAAGCAGCUGGAGGUAGAAGUGAGGGACCUUCGGGAGCAGCUGGAGACAUGCCAGCGGGAGGCUGAGGCUGCACGGGAAGAAGCUGAGCAAGCCCUCAGAGAGCGCGACCAGACCCUGGCUCUGCUUCGGGCCCACGUGGCAGACAUGGAGGCCAAGUAUGAGGACAUCUUACAUGUAAGCAUCACCCUGUGGAGCCCAGCCGCCCCGAUGCCCAGCACUCCUCCAUGCCACAACCCGGGGGUAAGGAGGAGAAGCGUCUCCAAGGGAUGCAUCUUCAGCAUGGUGUGUUCUGAGGGGCAGGGGCUAGAGGGUGGGGACAAGAAUGUGCACCAUGCUGUCUGCUCCAUCCUGGGGCAGACAGAGCGUACAACCAUGCCCACCAGCUCAGAAUAAGAAUUUCAAGAAAACACUGGCAAGGAAACUUACAAACAAACCUGGGGCAACUCUCACCCCUG
This is a messenger RNA of Lemur catta (Ring-tailed lemur), 814 nucleotides long. RefSeq names its product coiled-coil domain containing 153 (gene DRC12). The transcript has 6 exons. Bases 54 to 752 code for a protein of 232 amino acids. Lineage: Eukaryota; Metazoa; Chordata; Mammalia; Primates; Lemuridae. The record is from RefSeq and is a predicted model, not a curated record.